UGUGCUCUCCUCCGAGCUGCCAGCCCCCAGCAGAGCCCACGCUCUUCAUGGAAAGCCCUGCUCAGUUCCCGUGGUGAUGGCAGCUGACAGCGACGUGAAGAUGCUUCUGAAUUUUGUAAACCUGGCGUCCAGUGACAUCAAGGCGGCCCUGGACAAGUCCGCACCCUGCCGCCGCUCUGUGGACCAUCGCAAGUACCUGCAGAAGCAACUCAAGCGUUUCUCUCAGAAGUACUCGCGGCUCCCUAGAGGCCUGCCUGGCAGGGUGACAGAGCCCCACCUGCAAAGGGGGCCUGAAGAGAGGCCUGGACGGCUGCCCCUUCAUCCCUGUCCCCAGUCCAGCCCUGGUGGGGGUGGGAGCUGCACAGAAAAGGCCCUGGGGACCCCCUUCAGGGAGGAGUGCCUUUCUAAGGAGCAGAGCUUCCGGGGGCUGAAUCCAGAGGCUGCUAGACCUGGACAGGUGCCCAUGAGGAAGAGACAGCUGCCUGCUUCUUUCUGGGAGGAACCGAGGCCCACCCUCAGCUACCCAAUGGGGCUGGAGGUGGGCCUGGCCCCCAGGGAGGCAUCUCUGUAUGAGAAUAAGAAAAAUUGCAAGGGUCUGGAGUCCCUGGGGCCUGAGACUGCUCCACUGCCCAUGUCCCCAAGGGUACUAGCUGACACGGAGCCACUCAAGAUGUCUGGGGUAUCCCUGGUAGGCAGUCUUGAUGCUUGGAGCUACUGCCCUUUCCAGUACCAUGGACAGCCCAUCUUCCCCAGUCUUCCAGGGGUCCUGCCUCAAGGCCCAGUGCCUAGUCUGGGCUUGUGGAGAAAAGGCCCAGUAUCACCUGUGGAGCUGGCCCACUUCUGCAAAGAUGUGGACACCCCAGGGCCAAAGGUGUACAGACCCAUAGUUCUGAAGCCUAUCCCGACUAAGCCAGCCAUGCCUCCCCCCAUCUUCAAUGUCUUUGGCUACCUCUAGCUGAACACCCUCAGCCCUCUCUCUUUUGGCCUUCAGGAUGGGAUCACUGAUAAGCUCUCCGUGUGACGGGGAAGCUGGGCAGGGGUCUGGCCAGGCUGCCUCAGGGAGAAGGCUCCUCAGACAGGUACCUGUUUGGAGCUUGCAGCUUGUGGACCAAGGCACAGGAAACUCUUUCCCCAGGAGAUCCAUCUCCCUGUCCCUGUGGAGACCAUGGGCAGUGGGACCCUAGUGUGGCAGCUGCCAGUUUCACACCUGUUCAGCUGCCAUCCACCGGGGGUGAGGGGGCAUC
Molecule: messenger RNA, 1244 nt
Organism: Arvicanthis niloticus (Nile rat)
Lineage: Eukaryota; Metazoa; Chordata; Mammalia; Rodentia; Muridae
Source: RefSeq, a predicted model, not a curated record